CUAGCAACGUUCGAUCCGUCGAUUUCCUAUAAAUCUGCUCCUGUCCAAUCGUUGUACCUUGAUGACCGUAGCUCCGGUGACGAUAAGCCCGAGGCGGCGGCUUCCAGUGCCGGAAGUGGAGCAGCCAUGAGGAUCAUCGUACCACUCCAAGGUAUCGUGCAAGGCAGAGGAGGCUUAAUCCUUGGCUCUCUAAUUCCUUGUGCACUCCUCUAUUUCUUCCAGUUCUACCUCAAGCGCAACCGCUCCUCUCCACCUCCUGAUUCGCCAUCCGCCUCUACGGCUAAUUUGCCGGAGUUAACCGGAAUUCCAAGGAACUCUUCCCGCACUAGUCUUCCGACUCGAGGUUCUAUUCGUCCCGCGCCGGUUUCAUCGCGGGCUACGGCCAUAGCUAGGGCCAGCGAUUCAGCUUACUACACCGGGUGGAAGAAAUGGUUGGAGGAUCCGUACCAUCCAACCUCUAAUCCUGAUGGAAUCAUUCAGCUUGGGUUGUCUGAGAACCAUCUUUCCUUGGAUCUUAUCGAAGAAUGGCUCGCAGCUAACCUACAGAAAUCUUUGCUUGGUGAGAAGCGGGGAGAUUUGAGCAUUUGUGGCUUGGCUACCUAUGAGCCCCUCGGUGGAUUGAUGGAUUUGAAAAUGGUAAUGGCUGGAUUCAUGAGUAAAAUCAUGCGAGGAUCUGUUUCAUUUAAUCCAGCCCAGAUCAUACUAACAGCUGGUGCAACUCCUGCAAUUGAGGCACUUAGCUUCUGUCUUGCAGAUCCAGGAAAUGCAUUCCUUGUUCCUUCCCCGUAUUAUCCAGGAUUUGAUCGGGAUAUAAAAUUACGAACAGGCAUUGAGCUAAUACCAGUUCACUGUCGAAGCUCAAACAACUUCAGUUUAAGUAUAGCUGCACUUGAAAGGGAAUACAAACAAGCAAAAAAGAGAGGAAUAAAAGUUCGUGCUGUUCUUUUAAGUAACCCUUCGAAUCCUGUAGGCAAUAUAUUGCAUCGGGAAACACUAUAUGAUCUCCUAAGCUUUGUUACAGAUAAAAACCUCCAUCUUAUUUCAGAUGAAGUAUAUGCUGGUUCAACCUAUGGGACUGAGGAAUUUGUGAGCAUAGCUGAACUUCUGGAUACAGGGGUUUUUGACAACAGCAGGGUUCAUAUAAUAUACGGACUGUCCAAAGAUCUUUCUCUUCCAGGAUUUAGGGUGGGAGCCAUCUAUUCCUAUAAUGAAAAUGUCAUCGCAGCUGCGUCAAAGCUAACAAGGUUCUCUUCCAUUUCACUUCCCACUCAACACCUGCUUGUUUCAAUGCUUUCAGAUACUAAAUUCGUAGAGGAAUAUUUGAAAGUAAAUAGGGAGAGACUUGCGCAAAUGCAUGCACUUUUUGUUGAGGGACUAAAGCAGCUCGGCGUUGAGUGUUUCAAGAGUAGCGGGGGAUUUUACUGUUGGGUAGACAUGAGUAAGUUCCUAAAGUCCUACAGUGUAAAAGGCGAGCUUGAACUUUGGGAAAAUAUUCUGAAUGUGGCCAAGGUCGUUCUCACACCGGGAGCUUCAUGUCACUGUAUUGAACCUGGGUGGUUUAGGUGCUGCUUUACUACAGUGACUGAAAGGGAUGUUCCUUUGGUUAUGAACCGAAUUAGUAAAGUUCUGAAAGACCAUAAAGCUACUCAUUGAAAUAACAAGCUACAUUUAAGAUACAUUCAUUGAUAAGGGUAGACACUAACAAAGUAGGCUUUGAGUAGGCCUUUUUACGGAGAAAUUAUUCUGUGCGGAAUCCGAACAUGUUCGGAAGCGAAUCCGGACGCGCCACGUCACCGGAUGCACCGGCCCCCGGUGAUGUGGCAUGUCCGGAUUCGCCUCCAAACACGUUCCACACAGAAUAAUCUUCCCAAGGUACAAUGUUACCAUUCACAUCAAAGUACCCUGUCACAGACCACAGGGCUAUAUGCGACUGCAGCCUUACUUUUGAUGAACAAAUUGCUUUUUCUGGACAUUUGUUCCGAAUGAAAAGCAUGCAAAGAGGCCCCUCCUGAUGAGUUCCUGCAAUAUAAUAAUUUUUUAUCGUUAGGAAAUUUAUUGUGUUCAGUUUGAUGGAUCCAGAAUCAUGGGGGUUCUCUUUAUAAAGACUUGAAUGCUCGUGGAAAUAUAGUUUUCUAUUUCUGGCAUAUGAAGAUGAGAACUGGCAUUUUAUU
Messenger RNA from Dendrobium catenatum, 2171 nucleotides. Its product is annotated as probable aminotransferase ACS12. The transcript is spliced from 4 exons. Lineage: Eukaryota; Viridiplantae; Streptophyta; Magnoliopsida; Asparagales; Orchidaceae. The record is from RefSeq and is a predicted model, not a curated record. Gene Ontology annotation, biological process: amino acid metabolic process; biosynthetic process. The coding region runs from base 127 to 1653 and encodes 508 amino acids. Gene Ontology annotation, molecular function: transaminase activity; pyridoxal phosphate binding.